AUGUCUUACCUGGUUACACGAGCUCGUGACUCGGCCUUUGAAGGGAUGUUGAUUGGAGGUGUUGUGUUCGAUGCGACGUUCUGUAAGAAAAUGACACUUCAGACUCCCACAAUCGCGGAAGUACGAGCAUCCUCUGAGGUGCUUAGCACCCCUGGUGCGUCGGCUACUGUUGUGAAAGUUGGCGAACACUUCGCAGUCAAGUUCGGUCGCACCGUCACUCUUCAAGAAGCUGAGAACCUCCGAUUCAUGUCAGCAGACAGCAAAGUUCCCGUACCCAAAUUCUACAAAACAAUGGCUGAACCAGAGACUGGAAUCAACUUCAUCGUCAUGGAGUACAUCGAUUCCAAGACCCUGGCAGAGCAGUGGCCGUCCCUUGAAGCUUCCGAGAAGCUAGAGAUUGCCGACCAACUUCGUGUCAUUCUGCAGGACUUGCGCAGCCUUGAGCCACCCUCUUAUCUGGGUUCUCUCAACCGAAAGCCCCUCCAAGAUAGAAUCUUCUUGACUCCAGAACAGAACGCAGCCACGUCCGGUCCUUUUGAUACCGAGGAUGACCUCAACGAAGGUAUACUCAAGCGGCUAUCAGAGAAUGAGUCCCAGGAACAUGUCGCAUUCCUGCGGAAACUCAUGAUCGAGACAUUGCAUGAUCACCAAGUCAGAUUCACUCAUGGGGAUCUGCAAGCCAAGAAUAUUCUUGUCAAAAAGAUUGAGUUGGGUGAAUCCAAAAGGUUUGAGAUCAAACUUAUAGACUGGAAGAUCUCAGUUAAGAGGACGGUCAUUUCUAAUGGACAGGCUAGUCCAUACUGGGUUUAUAUUAGCAGGUGUGUUUUACAAUUUUGUAACGUGCAACAGUAG
Fusarium graminearum PH-1 is the source of this 852-nucleotide messenger RNA. RefSeq lists its product as uncharacterized. The transcript has 5 exons. The record is from RefSeq and is a predicted model, not a curated record. Lineage: Eukaryota; Fungi; Ascomycota; Sordariomycetes; Hypocreales; Nectriaceae. The coding region runs from base 1 to 852 and encodes 283 amino acids.